This is a messenger RNA of Salvia hispanica, 2803 nucleotides long. RefSeq lists its product as uncharacterized. NCBI's taxonomy places the organism in Eukaryota, Viridiplantae, Streptophyta, Magnoliopsida, Lamiales, Lamiaceae. Gene Ontology annotation, molecular function: chromatin binding. The record is from RefSeq and is a predicted model, not a curated record.
CAAACCCUGUCUCUCUCUCUCUCCUCUCUCUGGUUCAAGUUUUUUUGCUGGCCACGACCCCCAAACCCCUAUUCACUUACAUGCGAUUUGAUUUUUGAUUUACUCACCGCUCAAAGCUCCACUCUCUACCUCUCUAUUACCCGCCAAAAGGUUUGACCGGAUUCUCGCCCCGAUUCCACGCGACUGCUCUUUCUCGGAUGGAAUCAGCGGUCGGCACCACUCCCGAGGCGAGAUCGGAGCCUGUCGCUGAAAAGAGGGCAGCGGAGGAGGACCUGGAUGUCUCUAAAGAAGCCUCGCCGCCGCCUCCGAAGAGGAGUAGAGGAUUGGGCGACCGGCAUUUGGUUGGGGAUGUUCGGAAGGUAGCUGAGAUGGUCCUGGUGUUAGCUGCCAUGGGGAAAAUGCGGGGAGGAAAGGGCCCCACUGAUGUUGAGAAGGAAUUGAUGGCGGAGGCCCGGAACAAGUUGGCCCUGGUUUGCGAGGGUUUUGCCCCCAAGGACGUUUUCCCGAGCGAGGGUUUUGGGGGUGUUAUUGAGGAUUUGGGGCUUAAUAGAUUGAAAGAGCAGAACCAAGGGUUUCGGCCUCCUAAAAUGUCCAUAGCGGAGAAGCUAUUGGCAUCUAAGAAAAAGAUGGAGAAAGCAGAAAAUUUCUCACUGCCAUCUACUCCUCAUUCAUCUCGUCUUCAUCCAAACUCUGGAUCAGCUGCUGAAAGUCGAAACAUGGCACAUCCAAUUCGAAUGCCUCAGUCUGACAAAUCAAUUCACAUGACAAUAUCUUCUGGAAGUUUCCAAUCUCCUUUAGUCCAUACUGCGGCAGUAAAUUCUGCACCAUUACCAUAUCAGCUUCCUACUAGCGAGAUAAGACCAGUACCUGGCCAUUCGAAUUCUGCAGCACUACCAAGAGUUGACCGGUCACACAUCAGAUCAGAUGGAAGACCAAACGGUUCUUCACACCCUCAGCAAAUUCAAGCUAAUUACUCUACUAACUCAACUGUGAGGACUUCAACAUGGUCAGUGCACCCACAGCCUGUACUUCCUUCCCAUCAGGCAUCAGAUAAUAAGGUGCCUGUAAAUAUGUCCCUUAAGGUUGAGGGAGGGGCUGUACUAGCCCCCCAAGCAACAGCUAGGGCAGUUGGUUCUCAGAUAGGACCACUGUCACAAGGCACUAGCCAUGUCCAGCCUCCUCCUCCACUGGGAAAUACACAUUCUGAGAUUUGUAAGAUUGUCCAGAAAUUAUUGCAACCACGGAUCACUGAACGACCUACUUGGAUUCCUCCUUCUAGGGACUACAUGAGUAAGGCUUUGACUUGUCAAAUUUGCAAGUCGAUGGUAACAGAGAUAGAUAGUAUACUCAUUUGUGAUAAUUGUGAGAAAGGGUAUCAUAUAAAGUGCCUCCAAACUACUAAUCAAAAGGGAGUUCCAAGAGGGGAGUGGCAUUGUGGAACGUGUUUGUCUGCAAGCAAUGGCAAACCUUUGCCUCCUAAAUAUGGGCGUGUCAUGAGAAAUGUCAAUACACCAAAACUGCCAUCAAAUCCAGCAUCUAUUACAUCUACUUCAAGUAAAUUACAUGGUACUUCAGAAGAAAAAGUCAGCCAGAUGAAAGAAAUAUUUAAUGGGAGUGCUACUGUGGAAAACAGUUCAAGUGGAGUUGUAGGUGAUAAAGAUAGCCACCAGACAUCUGGAUCUGAGAAAGAAGAAAAUAAACCAAUGCCGGAGAAUGCUAAUGCCUCUAUUGGUGCUAAGAUGGAUGACCUAGUAUCAUCUGGGAAUUGCCCAAAAAAGUUGAUAACCACCGAUUCUGCAAAUGUUUCAUCUAUAAACUCAGAUGACGUGAAAUCUGCUGAAAUAAAAUUAAAUUCUUUGACUGAGCCAGCAAUAGCUCUUAACACAUCUGAUAAGUUGGAGGAAAUUCCGAAGUCUGUAGAAGCAAGUCCGCAGGAGAAAUCUCUGGAAAAUCAAUUCUUGCCAACAGAUGCAAAAGAAUCUCAUGGUGAUGAAUCUUCAAACAACACAGAUCACCUGAACGAUCGAGAGGUUGUGUAUGGUAAUCUUCCAGAAAUUGCUGCGAAUGUUGAGGAAACAAACCAGGAAAACUCUUCAUCACGCAGUUUGCAUUCUGUCAACUGGAUUGGUGACCCUGUCCAGAUUUUGGAUGAAAAAAUUUAUUAUUCAUCUUGCUGCAUCAGUGGACAUCUAUAUAAACUUAUGGAUUAUGUUCUUAUUCAGUUUGACAAUGGCAAACUUACACCUUCAAAGCUACAGGCUAUGUGGGAGGAUAAAAGUACCGCAACAAAGUGGGUAAUGGUGAAUCAAUGUUACUUUCCUGGUGAUUUGCCUAAGGCUGUUGGCCGUCCAUGCGGCCUUGAAAGCAGUGAGGUUUAUGAGUCAACUUGUAGUAGAUCAGUGAUGGCUGGCUUAAUAGAAGGCCCUUGUGAAGUCCUCACUCCAAGAAGAUUUGCUGAAGAAAGUGAUAGGAGAAUUCGUUCCGGGAGACAAAUUAUUGACAAUUUGCCUCCAGUUUAUCUGUGCAAAUGGAUUUAUGAUGAAGCAAAAGGACUAUUCCGGGACAUUUCCUGUUAAAGAAUGUUGCGAUCAUAUUAGAUCAACAGAAGGUUGCGCUGGUGUAACAUGGAGCAGUUUGUAACGGGUAUAGCAAACGGGAUGAUGCCGAAAUCCAGUUUUGUGUACAAUAGGUAGCUCUUAAUUGUAGCCUGUAGACUCUGUAGUGUAUCAUUAUGUGGUUAGGCGGAUUUACUUGCAACCCUUUUAACGCUCAUUCCCAAUAAUAUAUGAUUGUUGAAUGUAAA